CCCUCAGCUGGGAUAUGAAAAGCUCUGUCAGCCCCCAGCUUUCCUCAGAAGCCCUCCUGCAAGGCCACGAACAUGAGCCGACUCUGCCUCUCCAUCGCCCUCCUCGUCCUCCUGGGCACCCUGGUGGCCGGCACACCGGGAGGUGAAACCAGCAACCAGGUCCAAGCCCUGCGCCCUGCCUUCUGCCUGGAGCCUUCUUACACGGGUCCCUGCAGGGCCCUGUUCAUCAGAUACUUCUACAACGCCAAGUCUGGGCUCUGCGAGACCUUUGCUUACGGUGGGUGCAGAAAGAAGCAAAACAACUUCCUGGAUAAGGAGGACUGCAUCAGCACCUGUGGUGGCCGCAACAGGGCCCGGGAGAGCCGGGCAGCUGGGCUCCCCUGAGAUGGUGAAGUCCUAGGAGGCCCCACACAGCGCUGGGCUCUGCCUUCUGAAAGAGCUGAGCCUCUUCCUCUGCUUCCUUCUCAGACCUACCCUCCUCAACAGAACCCUGCCUCUUUCCUCACCUUCAUUCCACUCUCCACCAUCACUGCACUCCUUGGAGGGGGCAGCGAUGGAAGUUCUGGCAUCCAGUUCCGAGCGUCAGUGGUGGCAGAGGACUUUUCAAUAAA
Molecule: messenger RNA, 611 nt
Organism: Lagenorhynchus albirostris (white-beaked dolphin)
Lineage: Eukaryota; Metazoa; Chordata; Mammalia; Artiodactyla; Delphinidae
Product: serum basic protease inhibitor-like
Exons: 3
Coding region: 73-384 (103 amino acids)
Molecular function (GO): serine-type endopeptidase inhibitor activity
Source: RefSeq, a predicted model, not a curated record